Molecule: messenger RNA, 3019 nt
Organism: Larimichthys crocea (large yellow croaker)
Lineage: Eukaryota; Metazoa; Chordata; Actinopteri; Sciaenidae
Product: peptidase inhibitor 16
Exons: 6
Coding region: 321-1583 (420 amino acids)
Cellular component (GO): extracellular region
Source: RefSeq, a predicted model, not a curated record
GUGUGUGUGUGGAGGGGAGGAUCCUCACUCUCUUAAAGCCGGGUCAGAACGAGGGAGAUCGGCAGAGCUGAGAGUGAGAGGCACUGAGGAGGGAACACACACACUUUGACUGACUCUUAGACACACACACACACACACACACAUACACACACACACACAGACACACACACUCACACUGACAAAGACAAGUGGCCUAUUGUACACACACAAACAUUCACACACACACAGCUGCAGAUCAUUGUAACACACACUAAAACACACUUCAUUGGACUCUGGACCGACCACUCGAGGAUACAUCUCUAAGGACUCUGUUUCCCAUCAUGCACCAACGGAGCCACUCAGAGCUCCAGGGGGUCUCCACCGGGCGGGGGGCCCCGACCCAAAGGACUAUUCAGGAUCGAGCCUCAUGGAGCUCCAAGCCGAGGAGCCGAGGACACCCGCGUCUCUGCCCGCAGAGCGGAGCCCAUCUCUGGGCAUGGCUUCUACUGGCGGCCCUGGUGGUUCCAGGAGCCUGGAGCUAUCUGAGCGAGGAGCAGGAGGAGCUGCUGGUGGAGCUCCAUAACUUCUACAGAGGACAGGUUUCACCCAGCGCCUCGGCCAUGAUGCCUCUGAAAUGGGACCCGAACCUGAAGGUGAUCGCCGAGGGUUACGCCGCGCAGUGUGUCUGGAGCCACAACCCAACGCUGGGCGACACCGGAGAGAAUCUGUUCGCCGGCACCGGGCCUCUGGACCUCCGAGUGGCCAUGGAGAAAUGGUUUCUGGAACGUCAGGACUAUGAUUUCGCCAACAACAGCUGUGAUGAAGAUAAGAUGUGUGGACACUACACACAGAUGGUGUGGGCAGACACACACAGAGUCGGCUGUGCGUUUCAUCUCUGCAGCAGCAUGGUCGGCCUCGGCUGGGAGAGAGUUUCCUUCCUCGUCUGCAACUACUACCCAGCAGGUAACUAUGAAGACGUGAGGCCGUACGUUGAAGGUGAUUGGUGCUCCAGAUGCCCCGAGAACUUCCAGAAAUGUGAAAACAACCUCUGUGUUGCUGAGACGGUGGACUACGGCGAUGAGGUCAUGGACGACGACGACGUGGUUAGUCCUCUACCGCCUACAGACGUCCCCACCUCCCAGCCUGAAGACGAGGAAGAGGAGACGGUCCUUCCUCCUCUGGCUACAUCUGAUCCCUCCAUCCAGCCUGAAGAGGAGGAGGAGAAGGAGGAGGAGGAGAAGGAGGAGGAGAAGGAGGUUGUUCCUCCUCCUGCUGCCACCACUCCUGCCAGUAUUCCCAUUACCACCAUCACCUCCAUAUUAGAUGCUGAAACACCCAACACCGACCCGAGCACCCCACCUCCAGGAGUCCCCUCGACUACAGAGGAACCUGUGGAGGAGGAGGUGAAGGAGGAGGUGGAGGAGGAGGUGAAGGAGGAGGUGAAGGAGGAGGUGAAGGAGGAGGUGGUGGAGAAGAGAACGGAACCUACAGUUAGGAUGAAGAAGGGAACAGACAUAGGAGUAACGAUACAGCAGAGCGGUGCUGGUUCCGUGAGUCCGGGCUCGCUGCUGCUCGUCUGCCUGACGCUGGUGCAGACGCUGUGAGGCCGGGGUUAGCGUAGCUUAGCAUAAAGACUGGAAGCAGGGGGAAACAGCUAGCCUGGGCUCUCAGGCUCCCUCUAGUGGUACAUGGAGGAAUCACUAAAUAUGAAUUAAACAAAUUAAUUUAAAAACAUCAAAAUAAGAAAAAAUAAAAUAAGAGUUUUUCAGCUGUUCAUCUUACCAUGGAUGUGUACUUGUACUAUGUACGAGUACACAGGCUGAUACUGAAACCUGCUACAGGAAACGCUAAACUUAUUUUAAAUGACACGCAGUGACGUCAGAGUUCACUCUUGUUACAGACUUUGCAGUAUUUACAGAAGCCCCGAGCAGUCGUGUGUUUAUACAUUUUAUUUUCUUCCAUUUUCUCGUGAUAACGAGUUAAUUUAAUUUGUCUUCUCGACAUCUCGAGUUAAUUUAUUAUCAUGUUGCAAUAACAAAUGUUUUUACUCCAAGAUAACGGGAUCAUCUCCUCGAGAUCUCCUGACAUAACGACAUAAUCAAUACGAUAUCUGGAUGGUGUCAGAGGAGCAUUUCAUACACUGAAGUAUCUCGUGUUAAUCAUGCCGUGAUCUCGGGAAAAUGAUCCCGUUAUCUGAGGAGAACGACAUUUGUUAUUUCAACAGAAAUAACUGGAGACGUCGUGAAAAUGGAGGAAAUAAAACGUAUGGAUGUGUGACCGCUGACGGCCUCCAUAGAAUCUACAUCACUUUAAUGAAUUAAUUCACAGAUUGUUCCGCGUGCCAUCAGUGAUCUGAGCAGGAUAUUUCUUUCUUUGGUUUCACUGCGAUCACUGAGGCCACGCCCAUGUUCAGGAUCCAGCACGCGAAGCUCUGAUUGGUCGACUGUUUGUCCAGAUGUUGUAGACAGAUGUCACUGAGCUCUGAAACCAGGCUAACCGUUUCCCUUUGCUUCCAGUCUUUGUGCUAAGCUAGGCUAAUCCCGCCCUGCAUCUUACUUGGACUGUCAGCACAUAACGAGUUCCCUCACUGUGUUUCAGCUGUUUCAUGACAUGAAGGCGUGCUCGCAGUAACACGGCGAUAACACCGAAGCUUUCCACCCAACACGUUUGAUGACAGACGCAUUAAAAAGUUUAACUCACCUGUUUGUUGCUCUGACGCCUCUUCAUGCUCCGUCAGUGGAUCUCUGAUCUGCAGAGUGAAGGUGGUAAAGAUUUAAAUAUACAGAACGAACGCCGCGUCACUCUUUGUUUGUAGUGUUAGUACAUUCUUCUUCUUCUUCUUCACAAAUAUAUAUCUGUGACUGUACGUCAUAUACUCAGACUGGAACUACAACUGGAUAAUGAUUUACAUAGCUCUGUUACACUGUCGUAGAAAACAGGAAAUUACCGUAACUAUCUACAAUUACUUUAGCAAAAGUUGCUGUAAAUGUCUGUAUAUAAGAUUAAUAAAGAAAUAAACCUUAUUUCUUCUUUUUGACGA